Molecule: messenger RNA, 4987 nt
Organism: Phyllopteryx taeniolatus (common seadragon)
Lineage: Eukaryota; Metazoa; Chordata; Actinopteri; Syngnathiformes; Syngnathidae
Product: BTB/POZ domain-containing protein 10-like
Exons: 8
Coding region: 231-1898 (555 amino acids)
Biological process (GO): positive regulation of phosphorylation
Cellular component (GO): cytoplasm
Molecular function (GO): protein binding
Source: RefSeq, a predicted model, not a curated record
CUUGCAGAAGUGGUCGUUUACGAGCGGCACCUGAAGGCAGCAUCGCUCUGAACCAGUCAAGCACGCGGCCAUUCACAGAUUAAGCCCUCUUCUGAGGCUCUGAAUCACUCGCCGGUGCACGCUAUCCAUUUUCUUUAUGUAGACACGCUCGAAGGUUUGGGGCGAGGAAGGACUUGACGUGAGCGCUUGAAGUCUAGUUUGUGAAACGAUGCCGAUGAAGUUGGAAAGUAAUGAGCGAGGAUGCUGAAAGUGACGGCAAGCUCGCUUUGUUGGGAGCAGCGCAAGGCUUUUGUGCCGCUGUCAUCCCGUGUCUCAUCCCUUGCUGCUUUGUCUACUCUUGGCCCGCUGAUAGAGACCGUAAAAGGCAGUGUGGUGUGUCAGUUUUGGACUGCCACCAGCAGCAGCAAAGGUGGUCUGGGACCAUGAGUCUGUAUGGGGCUGGUGCCACCAGUGAUGCCAGCGGCGGGGUAAGAGGAGGAAGUGAAUAUUACUGGGAGCAUCGGCGGCGCUCCAGUGACCGUUCACGUGAUUCGUCCCACGAGAGAGGAGAGAGCCAGCUGACCCCCUGCAUCCGGAAUGUAACAUCCCCCACUCGGCAGCACGACCGAGAACGUGGUGACGGCGGCUCAUCCUCCAGAUCUUCUAGUCCACGUCCGCCCCGGGUUUCUCUUCCCUGUUCGAACGUUGGAGGAGCUCUGUUUGCUGGACAUCUACCCCGGUCCUUUGGCACUGCUGUUGGUGACCACCACCCCAAUACCGUUGGCCAAGGACCAUGUGAUAUGAUCUACGUGUACGACCUGAGCAGUAAAGAGGUACAUCGUGGCGGUCUGCGAGUAGGAGAACGAGUAACUCUUAUUGUGGACAAUACAAGAUUUGUUGUGGAUCCGGCCAUCUUUACAGCUCAACCCAACACCAUGCUCGGCAGGAUGUUUGGUUCAGGGCGGGACAACAAUUUCACUCGGCCCAAUGAAAAAGGAGAGUUUGAGGUAGCAGAUGGCAUCAGCUCCACUGUCUUUCGAGCCAUUUUGGAUUACUACAAAUCGGGGAUAAUCCGCUGCCCUGACGGCAUUUCCAUUCCUGAGCUGAGGGAGGCAUGUGACUACCUGUGUAUCUCCUUCAACUACAGUACCAUCAAGUGCAGAGACCUCAGUGCCCUGAUGCACGAGCUGUCUAACGAUGGUGCCAGGCGUCAGUUUGAGUGCUACCUAGAGGAGAUGGUGCUGCCGCUGAUGGUGGCCAGCGCACAGAGCGGAGAGAGGGAGUGCCACGUAGUGGUGCUAACUGACGACGACGUGGUGGACUGGGAUGAAGAGUACCCGCCACAGAUGGGAGAGGAAUACUCUCAGAUUAUCUACAGCACCAAACUGUACCGCUUCUUCAAAUACAUUGAGAACAGAGAUGUGGCCAAGUCUGUGUUGAAGGACAGAGGACUGAAGAAGAUCCGAUUGGGAAUAGAAGGCUACCCGACGUAUAAAGAGAAGGUGAAGCGGCGCCCCGGAGGUCGUCCAGAGGUCAUCUACAACUACGUCCAGCGUCCUUUCAUCCGCAUGUCGUGGGAAAAGGAGGAGGGCAAGAGCCGCCAUGUGGACUUUCAGUGCGUCAAGUCCAAGUCCACCACCAACCUGGCCGCUGCUGCUGCGGACAUCCCCCAGGACCAGCUAGUGGUCAUGCAUCCCCCAGGCCCGCAGGUGGACGAGCUGGACGCGCCACUGCAGCUGGGUGUUUCCGACCCUCACCAACCUCUGGCGUCGGUUCAGCGUACAGAGGGUGCGGAUUGCCAGCAGGCUCGAGAAACCCAAAACCUGGCCGCUCACAGUCUGGCGCUGAGCAACCUGCAGCACGCCCGGGCAGUUUACCAAUACGAACCCGACCCAGACCCGCCCUCGCCCUCUGAAUGAGACUCUCCCACAUGACACUGGUAGUAGAGGUGGCUUUUGGGCUGGAUUUACACCACGGGAGUCCUCGGUUUAGGACGCCCUGACAUUUGGAGGUUACAAACGGCUAUGGAAAGCUCUUUGAGCAUUUUGUUGAUAGCCUUGAUAUGCAGCUUAAGGUCCACAUACUAAGAUGCCCCUUUUGCGCACAAGUAGAAUCACUACAUCUUACUAACAUUUUCCCCACUACUAGUGCCCCUAUUGGCCUAGUAGUACGCGCUUUAUCUACACUAGUAAGACAAUUCAGCCCACUAGUAGAACAAAUGUUUGUUUGGUUCACGACUAGUGCUACUUUUGUCACUAUUAUGCUUUUUGUACUGACUAGUUAGACCGAUGAUUCUCAAAAUGGUAAAGUGGUACACCAAAUAAACAUUGCCUAAAUACAGUUAAGUUGUUUUUAACUUUUAAGUUCAGUGCGUUUAAUCUUUGAGAACUGUUUGUUUUUAAAUAUUUAUUUGGGGACUAUUGUUAUUUAACUUAUAUGAAAUACAUUUUAAUCGUUGACUGACAAUAAAUGUUUUAAAUUUUCCUACAAAGCCCAAUUCUAAUGUAGCUGGGAUGUAAUGUAAAAUGUAAAUAAAAACAGAAUACAAUGAUUUGCAAAUCUUUUUUAACCAAUCUUCAAUUAAAUACACUAAAAAGGCAAUAUAUUUAAUGUUCAAGCUGAUAAACUUGCAUGCUGACCACUGUGUUACAUCACCUUUCCUUUUAACAACACUCAAUUAGCGUUUGGGAACUGAGGACACUAAUUGUUGAAGCUUUGUAGGUGGAAUUCUUUCCCAUUCCUGCUUGAUGUACAGCUGCAGUUGCUCUGAAGUCUGGGGUCUUCCUGGUCGUACAUUGCGCUUCAUAUGCGCCACAUGUCCGGACUGCUGGCUGGCCAGUCUAGUACUCGCACUCUUUUACAACGAAGCCACGCAGUUGUAACGCAUGCAGAAUGCGGCUUUGCAUUGUCUUACUGAAAUAAGCAGGGAUGUCCCUCAAAAAGAUGUUGCUUGGAUGGCAGCACAUGUUGCUCCAAAAUCUGUAUGUACUGUACCUUUCAGCAUUAAUGGUGCCUUCACGAAUGUGCAGGUUACCCAUGCAAUAGGCACUAAGCUCCCCACCCUCCAUACCAUCACAGAUGCUGGCUUUGUGCUGAUAACAAUCCUGAUGUUCCUUUUCCUCAUUAGCCUGGAGGACACAACAUCCAUGAAUUCUAAAAACAAUUUCAAAUGUUGAGUCGUCAGAUCAAUGCGCCCUUUUUCUUUACGUCAGUCCAUCUCAGAUGAGCUCGGCCCCAGAGAAGCCGGUGUUGUUGAUAUAUUGCUGUCGUAUAGUAUGGUUGAGUUUUAACUUUCAUUUGUAGAUGUAACGAGGAACUGUGAUAGCUGACAAUGGUUUUCUUAAGUGUUCCUGAGCCCACGUGGCAAUAUCCUUGACACAAUGAUGCCAGUUUUUAUUGCAGUGUCGCCUGAGGAAUCAAAGGUCACGGGCAUUGACUGUUGGUUUUUGGCCUUGCCGCAGACGUGCAGAGAUUUAUCCAGAUUCUCUGAGGCUCUUGAUAUUAUGGACCAUAGAUGAUGAAAUCCCUAAAUUCCUUGCAAUUGUACGUUGUUGGACUAUUUGCUCACGCAGUUGUUUACAAAGUGGUGAACCUCGCCCCAUCCUUGCUUGUGAACAACUGAGCUUUUCGGAAAUGCUCCUUUUAUACUCAAUUAUGACACUUACCUGUUGUCAGCUAACGUGUUCACCUGUGGAAUGUUCCAAACAGGUGUUUUUUUAAAAGCAUUCCUCAACUUUCCAAGUCUUUUUUUUUUAUCAGUUUGAACAUUAAAUAUCUUGUCGUUGUAGUGUAUUCAAUGGAAUAUAGGUUGGAAAGGAUUUGCAAAUCGUAUUCUGUUUUUAUGUUUUACACAACAUCCCAACUUCAUUGAAAUUGGGGUUUGUAUAUUUGAGCUCAGUGUUAAUGUUCAAACUGGAUAAUGUUACAUUGGGUUACAAUAAUAUUAAAUAUACUUUUUAGGAGUCAAACAACUUGGGCCUACCAUGCUACUGUAUUUUAAUCUGUCUUUACGGUGGCAGUUGAAUCCAGCCCAAGUCACAGCGUCCGUUUGAAGGUGUAGGCCACAUUUUCGAGCACAGUGAAGCACAAACGGGCCUUGAUCAGUAAUACACCUCUCGUCUCCCCUCACGGCAAAACACCACUUUGCCUUUUCAUACCGAGGCUGCGGCUUGUUUUCUGGUGGAGAGAAAACAGCACAUGAACUGGAAUCUUCAGUCUUCACCAACCAAUUAUUAUUUUUAUUUUUUUUUUUAAUCAGACCUAAGCGGAGUGUUGUUUUGUCUAUGCGACCAUACACUGACAAUCCACUACAUUUUGAGCAUCUGGAACCUUAACUGAAUUUAAAAAAAUGUCUGAAAUAUCUUAAUGCUCAAUUUGAGAGAGCCUGAGCGGUAUUAAUUUAUAAGUUUGCAGUGGUAUACAACUCUGCAUACUGAGACAUAUUUGACACAGCUCAUGAUCCUGAACAGUUCUACAUCACUACUAGCUACAACAAUAAUGAACACAUUGUUAAAUUGAUACCUCUAUCUCUAUGAAUGUCAAAACAGCAUUAUGUUGUGAAUACAUAUUUGCCACAGCUUUUGUAUUUGAUAUCAUUGUACAAGUCGUCAUAGUGGUCUGGCGAUUGUGUAUACAAAUGUGUGUGUGUGUGUGUGUGACUGGAAGGUUCAAUGCCUCUUCGUAGUCCACCUGGAUUCCUGGGACAAGUUAGAGACACAAUAAAUGUGGUUUGAUAUUAAGCCAUAUUGAAUGUGACCACUAGAUGACACUAGAUGUAAUGUGUUCUGAGUUACAAUGACACCGCACCACCACCAGUCUUUCGACACUUUUGAUGAAUAUACAACCAAAUAUGCACAUCGCGGGUUCUGUUAGUCCAGUCCUAAACAAAUGUAAGGGUCUCUGCUGGCUGACAUGACAAUAUUCACUGCUACAAGCAUAUGCUGAUGUCAAUGUUGAGAUAACGAACACAAUGAUUUUAUUUAAUAAUUAAAAAAAUAUGUUGACUUUA